Messenger RNA from Sinocyclocheilus grahami, 1398 nucleotides. RefSeq names its product pleckstrin homology domain containing, family A (phosphoinositide binding specific) member 1b (gene plekha1b). The record is from RefSeq and is a predicted model, not a curated record. The transcript has 12 exons. The coding region runs from base 132 to 1316 and encodes 394 amino acids. NCBI's taxonomy places the organism in Eukaryota, Metazoa, Chordata, Actinopteri, Cypriniformes, Cyprinidae.
UCAGCUGCGGGAUAGGCAGACCGUCGGAAGUUUUGUGGGAGAUGGGCUGGAAGUCCAGCACAGGCAGACCGAACACUGCUGCACAGGAGUUUCACAGCUGCUUAUAAGUGUGGUAAUGCUUAGUUUCAGAAAUGCCGUACGUAGAUCGUCAGAAUCGGAUCUGUGGCUUUCUAGACAUAGAGGAAAUGGAGAGCAGCGGCAAGUUUUUACGACGCUACUUCAUUCUGGACACCCUGGAGGGCAGCCUGGUGUGGUACAUGGAUAACCCUCAGAAUCUUCCAGAAGGAACAUCCUAUGUUGGCUCCCUCAAACUAACAUAUAUAUCCAAGGUUUGUAACAUCUCCAAAUUGUUUAAAAAUAAAUCUUUGUGUCUUCCCACAGUCAUCAACGCUGGAAUGAGGAAGUUUUACUUGCAGGCGAAUGAUAAGCAGGAUUUAGUGGAGUGGGUCAGUGCGCUCAACAACGCCACCAAAAUCACAGUGCCGAAGUCAGGUGAGCAGGUGGCCCAUAAUACAGCAGAAGCAUGUGUGGACACAUCGGGGGCCACGAAACAAGUGUCCUACAAGACUGAAAUCAUUGCAGGAGUGCCCAUCAUCACCACCACACAGGAAAAGGGGGAAGGUCAGAAUGGUGCAGACAAGAGCGGGAUGAGGAAAACUCCUGGUCAGCUGCCGUUUUACCUGAGCCGGAGUAACCAAGACCAGUCAGUCAUUAAAACUGGAUAUUGUGUCAAACAGGGAGCUGUGAUGAAAAACUGGAAAAGGAGAUACUUCUUGCUGGAUGACAAUGCACUAAGCUACUUCAAAUCAGACAUGGAGCGAGAGCCGUUACGAGUUGUUCCUCUGAAAGAAGUGAACAAGGUGCAGGAGUGUAAACAAAGUGACUUGAUGAUGAGGGACAAUCUUUUUGAACUGGUUACUACCUCAAGAACUUUCUACAUUCAGUCGGACAGCCCAGACGAGAUGCACGGCUGGAUCAAGGCUGUCUCUGGGGCCAUAGUGGCCCAACGGGGUCCUGGACGCUCAGCAGCCUCUAUGCGUCAGGCCCGCCGGCUCUCAAACCCUUGUAUACAGAGGUAUACAUCCUGCAGUGGUGAAUGCAGCACGAGCAUGCUGAACCCACCUCCAUCUUCUACUCCAACGAACAGAGUCUCUCAACUCCUUGCUCACCCCUCCCCACUGAACUCCAUUACCCAGAAUGCCGUUCCCCCUCGGGCCCUCAGCAUGGCGUGGGAGGGGCCAGACCUGAACAGCCUGCGCCUGGGGCCACGAGUGCGCCUGUCGCUGCAGGAGUCGCCCCAAAUCUUCUUCAAGUAAACGCUGACGACUCGUCACCAUGGCAAAUCAGAAGCGGCGUAACACAGCCUUCAGAUAUCCCACAAGAAGAAGACCUGCAUGU